AUGUUCUUUCUGGAUGCGUUUCUAAAAGGCUUAAAGCCUCAAUUUGAUGAUGAUGGCUGUGAUCGUCUUAAUUACUACUACACUCCAAUGCUUCUUGUAAUAUUCUCAUUAACACUAUCGGCUAAGCAAUAUGUGGGUCAGCCAAUUCAAUGUUGGAUUCCAGCACAGUUUACUGGUGCUUGGGAACAAUAUAGUGAGAAUUAUUGUUUUGUUCAAAAUACGUACUUUGUUCGACCUGAUGCUUAUAUCCCUGACUCGACUGCUGAACGAGAAUCAACUGAACUUGGUUAUUACCAGUGGGUGCCAUUCAUCUUAGGAAUCCAAGCUAUUCUCUUCUAUCUUCCAGCUUUAGUAUGGAGGUUCUUCAAUUGGCAAAGCGGUAUUGCCGUCAAGUCUAUUGUAAUGAUGGCUAGAGAUACAAGCAAUAUGCAAGUUCAACGAAGAAAGGAUUCUGUAGCUGUUGUUGGAGCUCACAUUCACGAUUCUCUUCGUACACAACAGAAAUUAGAAAGAAUUAGCCGCUUAGGAUCAUUUGUUCACAAGGGAGCUUUCUUGACAAGCUUAUAUCUUUUUGUGAAAGUAUUGUACCUCAUUCAGGUUGCAAUGCAAUUCAUCAUUCUUAACAACUUCCUUUCAACAUCAUACACCUUCUGGGGAUUCGGCAUAUUAUCAGAUUUGAUGCAUGGUCGUGAAUGGCAAGAGAGCGGACAUUUCCCAAGGGUAACGAUGUGUGACUUUGAAGUUCGUGUACUUGGUGCCAAGCAUAAUCACGUUGUUCAAUGCGUUUUGAUGAUCAACAUGUUCAAUGAAAAAGUCUACCUCUUCUUAUGGUUCUGGCUUCUUGGUGUUGCCAUGUACACUGCUUGCAACUUGUUAUAUUGGGUUUCCCAACUUCUCAGUGAGGAUAAGCGUCGUAGUUACAUCGCCACUUACCUUAAAGUCUUCCGUUUGGUUGAGGAUGACGAUAGAUCAAGCGAAAGAACUUUGAACAAAUUCGUUUCUCAGGGUCUUAGAUGCGAUGGAGUAUUCUUAACUCAUCUUAUUUCAAAGAAUGCUGGUGAUAUCAUAACCACAGAUCUAGUGGCAACACUUUGGGGACGCUUUUUGGAAGAUGAAAAAGCUAACAGCCGAGAAACUCCACAAGCUCCAGCUUUAGACGAUGUUGAUGGUUUCCGUGAAAAGAUGCCACUUACCUAA
Molecule: messenger RNA, 1197 nt
Organism: Auanema sp. JU1783
Lineage: Eukaryota; Metazoa; Nematoda; Chromadorea; Rhabditida; Rhabditidae
Source: the annotation of a GenBank genome assembly